Molecule: messenger RNA, 4050 nt
Organism: Drosophila erecta
Lineage: Eukaryota; Metazoa; Arthropoda; Insecta; Diptera; Drosophilidae
Product: nascent polypeptide-associated complex subunit alpha, muscle-specific form
Exons: 10
Cellular component (GO): chitin-based extracellular matrix
Molecular function (GO): structural constituent of chitin-based larval cuticle
Source: RefSeq, a predicted model, not a curated record
GUUUUUUCGCCUUUUUGUUUCGCGUCUGCCUCUGUUUAUAUGGCUAAGACUCGAUGCGUUCAUCUUCAGUUCGUCCACAUCGGUCACCACGAUUGGAAAAGGGAUAACUGAGUUUAUUCCAUUGUAAAAUUCAAAACACCUUAAUAUUUACUGGCGUUUCUUGUGUCAAAGAAACCAUAAAAUUCGUUGCAAAAUGGCGCGUGCUGCUCUGUGCAUGGCCGUCGCUUGCAUUUUUUUGCAAUGCGUGUACUCCGCUAAGUUCGAUGAUCAGAACCGUCGUCUGAUUCUCGAUAUUGACGAUCAAAAGACAACGAACCGUCAGUACUACUCGUCAAACAUUGACACAAAUGCCUAUCGGUAUGGCUACGAUGUGGGCAAGACCGGCAACUUCCAUCACGAGACCCGUGGUCCCGAUGGAGUUACCUACGGCUGCUACGGCCUGAUCGACCCCUACCACCUCCUCCGGGCAACACACUACGUGGCCGAUGCCCACGGCUACCGCACCGUGGAGCCGGAGAUGCCAGUGGAGACCUUCCCGCCCCAUCUGUACAGCGAGACCAACGGGGGUCCAUCGGAGCCCGGCAUUGUGCUGCAGUGGGAGGAGCUGUACUUCCCCAUCGGAUGCGGAAAGUUUGCGAAUGGCGCCCAGCACGGCGUUCCAUUCUUCCUAGAUGAUUUUAAGAACAAGGGCAGUAGCAACGAUGCGAUACCAUCGUUCUCAGCCAACACAAUUGUGAUCAAGGGCUCCGACCAGAAGAGUCUGCCCAUCCACAAGCCCACUGGUCCACUGGUGCCCCAGGGCACGGGGAUCUUUGGCACGGACAAGGGUCAUUCGGAUCUCAGCCAUCCCGGCGAUCAGGCGCCGUCCUUCCAUUCGGUGAACACCCUGCUACCGGGCAGCAACAAUGAUGGCCAGUACGUGCCGGAUAGUAAUCCGUAUGUGCAUGUGAUUGGACCCAAUGGCGGAAAUGGAGGCAACGGAGGCAGCGGCUCUGGCGGCGGUUUCGGUGGAAACGGAGGAUUUGGAGGCGUUGGCGGUUUCGGACCCAAUGGCCCGGGUGGCCCGAAUGGACCAAAGGGACCCAAGGGUCCCCCGGGACCACCGGGACCACCUGGCGGCUUGGGUCCGGUCGGCGCGGGAGGAGGAGCCUCAGGAAAACCGGUCCACAAGGAUGGCGAUCGCACUGGCCUGGGCGGCGGUUCCGGAAUCGGUUCCGGUGAUCGCAUCACCACCGGAAUCGGCGGCGGUGUCGGUGCUGGCGACCGUUACACCACCGGAAGCGGUGGUGCCGCCGGCUCCGGCGACCGUUAUACCACCGGAAGCGGUGGCGCCAUUGGUGGCGAUCGCACGGGCAGCGGUUUCGGAAUCGAAGCCAGUGGCCAGUAUCGCCCGGAUAAUGAGGGAACCUACACGAGCACCUACACGCACACAGAGACCGGUUUUCCUGGGGCCAUUCCAUACACUCCAGAUAACGGUAAAUAUAAUGGCAACAGCGGACGCUAUAACGGUAUUAACGAUGGUCGCUAUUAUCACGAUGAUUCGGGCAAAUAUGUUCACGUUGAAGGCCCCACUGGACCACCAGCACCUCCAUAUGUCCACGUUGUUGGACCCGAAGGCGGAUUCGGCGGAAAUGGCGGCAACGGAGGCGGCGGCGGCGUAGGCCCCGGCGGCCCAGGAGGACCUAAAGGACCUGGCGGCCCCAAGGGACCCAACGGACCACCCGGACCACCUGGACCACCCGGACCACCUGGACCACCCGGACCCAAGGGACCCACCAAGCCUGGACCAUUCGGACCUCCGGGACCACCCGGCCCACCUGGUAGGCCAACCUAGACACCUUUUAUUAACAGAUGUUAGAACAGAUCUCAUUGAAUUGCAGGACCUUCUCCCAACGAUCCCCGUUACUCGGACAAGGAGACGCCCGGCUAUCUGCCACCAAACCAACGGGGUAAAAUCUCGAAACCACCUCCAUCCUACUCACAAGUCAUUGAAAUUGAACCACCCAAAACAGUCUUUAAGCCGAAUUACGAACAAAAUAAUGAUUAUGCUAUUAAGAAACCAUCCGUAACGACAAAGCCACCACUAACAUAUAUUCCUCCUUCUUUUCCCAACACUCCAAAACCCUAUGUUCCCGCUCCCGUUCCCGCUCCUGUUCCCGCUCCUGUUCCCGCUCCUGUACCCGCUCCUCAACCGCCGUCCCAAAAAAUAACCACGACGAUCGUACAGCCAAAGGUGCCCGUCAUCACUAUUGAGAAGGAUAAGCCACAUAAGAGCGUUCCCACACCGCCAGUGACAACGGGUAAUAUUGAAAACCACACUUACUUGCCACCACCACCGCCGACUCCGAAAUACGUGACCCAGACCAAGACCCCGACUGCCAUUCCGGUUGCCACUGCGGCUCCGAUUCCAAUCCGUUACGAACCCUCGACUCCCCGACCCUUCCAAAAGGUGGUGACCAAGCCGCCGCAGAUCCAAUACCAGACACCACAGGUGCCCGCCGUGGUGGUACCCAAACUACCAGUGACCGUUCCGUACAAGCCCGUGACCCGACCUCCUCCCGUUUACGUUGAACCCAAAGUAACGCCACGUCCCUCUCCACCAUUGCAUGUGCCAUCGAUCAGCGAUCAGUCCUGUGUUUGUAACGCCGAUAAGACGCACUCAUCGAAAAGCACCCUUACCUCAACCACAACCACCACCACGAACUCCUAUCCCAAUCCCGCCUCCGUUGACUUUAAUAAACAAUUUUCCGGCUUCAAUGGACAAGCCAACUUUGGCAGCAUAAUAAACGCCAUGUCACUGACCCAGUUGCCGGUGAUACCUCAGGCCCCCGGACAGCCGGCCUUCUAUCCGCCGGAUAAGAUUCCCAAGGGAGCCGUCAUCGCCUUAAUGCCCGUGGUCAUCCUGCCGCAAGAGUACUACUCGAACUGUGAGGAGAACUCAAUUAACCAACACUCGAACAUCGACUCCUUCCCGCUGGGCGUUCAGCCUGGUGUAUCCUUCAGCCUGCACUCGGUGCUGACGGGUUCGGCGCCCAAGGAUCAGUGCAUGUGCCCAUGCUCAUGCACCCAGAAUCUGCCGGCCAGACUACACAAGAAACGCGAAGCCAGCGAUGCUGAGACUCCGCUGGAGGUCAAGGCUUCGGAGCCCGUUGCCGACGCCUCCGCCACCGAAGAGGUCAAAGCCCUGCCCGAUCCCGUUCCAGCCGCCGCCGAAGAGGUGAAAACCGUGGUUGAACCCGUACCAGCCGCCUCCGAAGAGGCGAAAGUACUGGCCGAUCCCGUUCCAGCCGCCUCCGAAGUGUCCAAGGCUGAGGUUCAACCAGCAGCCGCAGCUCCCGAGGAGGUUAAAGCAGCGGCGGAGCCCAAGCCCGCAGCAUCAGAAGAGGUGAAGGUACAGGCUGAACCCGUUCCAUCAGCCUCCGAGGAAGUGAAAGUGAAAGUUGAACCUGAAGCGGAGAAAGUUCUGGCUGACCCAAAACCCGAAACCAAGGCGACUAGCGAGACGAACUGAGACAAGGACGAGAGGACAAUCCAAUACCCCUCCCAAAUCCCGCUUAAAUCCCAUCCCAACCUCGAUCCUACCUCCUCCUCGAAAAACUAAACCUAGUCUAAGUGUUUUUAAUGUCUGCCAGGCAGGGCCAACCAGCAUUUAAGAAGCGUAAAUCGAAUGGAGAGCCCAGUUAAUGUGUUCGCUUUAUUAUAUUAAAUUUCGAAAACGAUGAUAAACGGUUUUGGUAAAUGCACUCCAAACCGCCUGUCCACGAUGAGUUUCGGAGCUCUCUAAUGUAAUAUCUCCCUCGGAUUCUAUUUGUAAUCUAAGCAUUUCCUUCAGAGAGCACUGUGUAUUGGCAAAAAUGAGAAAAUUGUUUUGUGACAUGUUGUUUAUUAUGCAUUUGUGUAUGCUUUUUAUUUUUUAUAAUUUGUUCACUUUUAUUUCUUUAUGAUUUUUAUGAACUUUAGUUUUUAGUUUAUUUAAUGUCUACGCUAAUCAUGAUUGAGACGGAAUAAUGAAUUGUUAUGUCAAAAGAGAAAUACUGAAAUUAAAUAAAA